ACGAGAGAGGGCGGGGCAGUUGUGGUAGGGGUGAAAGUCGUUGGUGUUUACUAGGCGUGAGGUGAAGAAGAUUGUUGAGGAAUAAAAAAAAAAAAAGAACGAAAGAAUUGCAGCUGUCCAUCCUUUUUCUCUCUCCUCAACUUUGGGCCCUGGAGGCUCCCAACCUCGCAAGCCUCCGCAGCUAUGGGGCUCCGGAAGAAGAAUAAGAGCCCGCCACUCCUGAGCCAUGAGUUCGUUAUCCAGAACCACGCGGACGCCGUGUCCUGCCUGGCCAUGGGCCUCCUCUUGGGGCUUAUGUUCGAGGUUACAGCCAAAUAUGCCAUCAUGUUUAUUACUGUUCAGUACAAUGUUACAUACACCACAGAUGGCAGGCCUGAGCCAAUACAUUUCUAUGAGUAUGGUCCAAAAGAUGUGGCCACCAUCUUUUUCUACAUGCUUAUAGCCAUUAUUCUGCAUGCAGUGAUUCAGGAAUACAUACUAGAUAAAAUUAAUAGACGUCUUCACUUGUCAAAAACAAAGCAUAGCAAAUUCAACGAAUCAGGGCAACUAGCAGUUUUCUACCUGUUUUCAUUUUUCUGGGGAGCAAGUAUUUUGUCUGCAGAAGAAUUCACAACCAAUCCAACUUUGUUGUGGAAAGAUUACCCGCAUUCUCAAAUGUUUUUUCAGGUUAAAUUCUUCUAUAUCUGCCAAAUUGCCUACUGGCUUCAUGCACUACCAGAACUCUACUUCCAAAAGAUUAGAAAGGAAGAUAUUCCUAGACAGUUGCACUAUAUCUGCCUUUAUAUUUUCCACAUAUCUGGUGCCUACAUUUUGAAUCUGCAGCGUUUGGGCUUAAUUUUGCUUGUACCUCAUUACCUUGUGGAACUUAUUUUUCAUGCCUCACGUCUUUUCUACUUCAGUGAUGAGAAUAAGCAGAAAGGAUUUACCCUUUGGGCUCUACUCUUCGUAAUGGCUCGUCUUCUGACUUUAACUUUGUCAGUUCUCACAUUUGGAUUUGGUCUGGCAAGAGCAGAAAAUCCUGGCUUUUCCAUAGCAGAAGGAAACUUCAACAUACUAACUGUUAGAAUUAGCUGUCUGGCUGCAGUUUGUUUGACCCAAGCUUGGAUGAUGUGGAAAUUCAUCAAUUUCCAAUUAAAGAAAUGGAGAGAACAUAAUCAGAGCCAAAUUCCUAAGAAAAAUGCAAACAUAAAGAUUAAACCAACAAGAAAGGAAUUGGGCAAAGCUAACUUUGUCAAUGGAGCAGUAAAAUUUGAAGAGGGCACAUCACCUAGAAAAAGGAAAUCAAAAAAUUUGUGAGCACAGAACCAGACAACAAUGUUUUAAUUGAAGACUUUGGUGAUUAUUGAAAAAGUUCCAUCAUGAGAGAGAGAGACUAUUUGGCUGUAUCCACUAAAGGAUUCUGGUUGAAAUAUAUUUUAAAAAACUCAUCAAAACAAACUUACGAUGAGAAUGCUUCAACAUGAGUUUUAGCUUAUUUAACUUAGAUACUCACAAUCUCCACUAUUCAUUUCAGUCUUUGAAAAAUGAUUUGUCUUACUCGUGCAUGUAAGUACAAAUCCUUCAAUGCUAGCGCAGGUUUAUAAAUCGGAUAUGUUUUUUAUUUGAAGUUUUCAAAUAUAAUUAAUAUUUCAUUUAAAUAUAAAGUUCCUAGAAAUUUUGAUUUUUGGACUUAGAGCUGAAGUUAUGUUAGAUUUUUGUAAGAAAAAGUUUUGCACAAUAUUCUCUUUAUAUAAUACUGUCUGAAAUGUCUCUAUUCAGAAGCAAUUUAACAUGUUUUACUAUUUUAAAAGUUCAUCAACUUCUGAUAACUAUCUCUUUAGCUAAAUGCAAUGUUUGAGAGAGAAUGAAAUCAGUGAAUAUCUUCAUCUUGGAAAAUUUCCAAUUUGGGCCACAAUGUGUGUUUGGCAAUGACUGUCAAGUUGUAAUUUAAGGGCAGAUUUUGCAGAGUUGGUCUGCUGAAUCUUGUAAUAUGAGAACCCCACACAGUUGGCUUUAUUUGUAUAUAAAUAUAUAUAUAUAUAUAUAUAUAUAUGGCUUCUUGACAUCUUCUCAAAAGCAAGUUUUGAAAUGAAAUGCUUUUUCAAAUGGUGCUUAAGUUUGAUUUAUUUUGCUUUAGAGAGUCUUGAAAAGUUUAAUUGUAUCUCAAAAUGAUUGCUUAAUAUCAGAGAUGUAUGUCAUUUAGAAUAGAAAAAAAGUCAAAUUUCUGGUAUGUAGUAUAAUAAACAGACAUGAUUUCUUUUUCUCAUUGCAAAACAGUGGUAUUAGACUAAACCUGGCUCGUCAAUGUCAUAAUUUCAGCCAACAGGUCUGUUUCAGAAUACCAAAAGCUUUUAAUUCCAAAACAGAACCCUUCAUUAAUACCUAUUACAAUACAUAGAGUUGACAUGUACAAUCACUAAAGAGCACCGCUGUGUGAUACAAUAUCCUGUUAUAAUUAAAGCUUAGAAAAAUGGUUGACCUUUAAGAGAAACAUUGUGAAAUCCCAAGAGCUUGGUGGUCUCUUGUGUUUUGCAUUAGUCUGGCGAUGAUAUUUUUAAACUUUGAACAAGCUGAUCUUUAUGCCAUGGCACAAACUGGUUUUUAAACUCCUUUCUGCUUAAAAAGCAGGUUGCCAUGCAGCAUGGGAGGGAGGGUUGCUGCUUGAAUAAAAAUAAAUUUAAGCCCCCAUUAGGUUCAUGGAACUAGUUUUAGGCAGUGUUUUCAGGCUUUUAUGUAGAAAUUUUUCUAAUCUUUAUGCUUUCCCAUGCUAUCUUCUGGAAAAGUAGGGAGUGAAACCUUUUCUGUAGACAAGUGAGACAAAUGGAAACUUAAGACUGCAAUCCUGAAACCACAUUCUAAGCUCAGUAUUUUAAAGUGAGUAAUUAAACAGUAAGCGCCUUUGCUCUUUAUAUGUACUGUUGCUAUAGGGAUUUUACAACUGCCAGUGAAACUUAUAUCUUAAAUUGUGGGUUUCCCAUCCUUCAUUUGGGUUAUCUAAAAGCAUUAACAUGUAUGAUUUACUUAAAUGGUCCAAGCUGAUGAAAGUUUGUUUCAAUCCAAUACACUAUUGAAAAUUGUCACUGUUACAAACAUUCUGGUUUGUAUCUAGUAGCUUGAUAACAACCUCCACAGGUAUUACCAUAAGCACAAAGGUUUCCCUACUCUGUUCAGUGUAGGCUUUAUGUACACAUUCUCAUAGAGUGCACGGAGUUCUCUUAACAUUGCAUGCAGUUGGGAAGUUUUUGCAUACAUAAAAGCUCUUGGGGACAAAAUGCUUAAAACGGAUACAUCAGGUUCUCUCAUUAUGAGCACAUUGGCAGGGGCAUCAAAGAUGGCAGGUGUGUGUCCUUGUUCCAUGCACACAGUAACUGUAUAUCUGAUUUCAAUUCAAUUCAGAUAAAUUAAAUCACACAGCUAUUAUAGGUUACUGGGUUCUUUUUAACAUUCACACAAACUGAUAGGUAAUAAGCAAGGUUUGUCACAAUUUGCUAAAUAUCAGGAAAGGAGUACAGGAGAGGAAUCUACUGUGAUGUUGGCAAACUUUUUCUUAUUCAGAAAUCAAACUUUUUGCAUCUGUCCUGUGGUGAAAUCACACCUUCCUUCUGACCACACUUCUGUGAACAAGUGACCUAAAUCGUUUUUAUUUCUCAUUAAGCGUUCAGUCAAACUAUUCAGUCACAUGUAUUUAAAUCUUGCAGCAUGGAUUGAAUCAUUAUUUUAACAUGUUUUUUAUAUGUUACAUAAUGUAGUCAUAUCAUUUAUGUGCAAAAUGCUAUUCAGGAUUGGAACCCAUUUUUCUUAUUUGCUAACUUGUUUUGUGUGCAAACUAAUUAGAGGAAUUUGCCUGACUUCUCACAAUCCUGUGUAUUUCUACCGAAGAUGUUUACCAUUGAACUAGAAUAUAUUUUUUUAUGAUUUUAAUAAAACUUGUUUGUACAAUGA
Molecule: messenger RNA, 3921 nt
Organism: Rhineura floridana
Lineage: Eukaryota; Metazoa; Chordata; Lepidosauria; Squamata; Rhineuridae
Product: translocating chain-associated membrane protein 1-like 1
Exons: 11
Coding region: 184-1296 (370 amino acids)
Biological process (GO): SRP-dependent cotranslational protein targeting to membrane, translocation; protein insertion into ER membrane
Cellular component (GO): endoplasmic reticulum membrane
Source: RefSeq, a predicted model, not a curated record